AUGAAUAUGGUGGCUAUCUACUUCAAAUGGUGCAGCACCAUAACUUUCUUGAAAAGGAAUAGCAUCACUUUCAAGAGUUUCUACAAUGAUUUAAUUGAUCAUGAUCGCCAACCUGUCAUCUCUGGACCAGAAAAAGAUGACAACUUUCGUACCAACAAGAUCGAAUAUGUUCUUCAAGCACAAUCAUUAAAGUUUAAAAAUAUUAAUGUUACAGCUUUAGAAUAUAAUAAAUUAUUUAAGAAAGUAAUGAGUUAUAGAUUUCAAUUCAAAUAUACAGAGUAUGCAACGUUAGAUUAG
Heterostelium album PN500 is the source of this 297-nucleotide messenger RNA. RefSeq lists its product as uncharacterized. The record is from RefSeq and is a predicted model, not a curated record. The transcript is spliced from 5 exons. Lineage: Eukaryota; Evosea; Eumycetozoa; Acytosteliales; Acytosteliaceae. The coding region runs from base 1 to 297 and encodes 98 amino acids.